AUGGUGCUCUUCCCUGACUUGGAAGAAGAGAAAUUUGGGAGACUGUGUUUACUACUAGGCAUCCACAGGUCUCCAACAAAAGGGAAAUCUCUUUUAGUCUUGGAUACAAAAGACCUCCAGAUAUUUAAAGUGACUGUAAAUGGACAGGAUGCACAAUUUGGUUUUGGACAGAAGCACAGUUUCAAGGGGACUCCACUGGAAAUCACUUUUCCCUUUGAAUUGAGGAGGGGACAGGAAGCAAUUGUCGAAAUCUCAUUUGAAAGCUCUCCAAAGUCUUCAGCUCUCCAGUGGUUUACUCCGGAGCAAACUUCUGGAAAGAAACAUCCAUUUCUAUUCAGCCAAUGUCAGGUUGAGUUGACUAUUCUUUUUAAAGAUGUUAUUUACAUACCACUGGAAUUCCCCUCAGUUUCUGAAGGGUAGGAGAGGAAACUUGUUCAGCGUAGAAUUUAAUGUUGCUGCACGGUCCUGUAAUGGGUUUGUGUAUAUCUGUCUAUGUAUGUGUUUUGAUUUAUACACAUAUACAUAACCCAGUACUUUUCCUUGCAAGAGAAGACCUUUCCUAAGGCUAGCAAGGGAAAGAACAGUAGCCCACAACUUCUAAUAGUGUGUAUCAAAGGCCGUAAGUAAAAACACUUAAUAAAUCAGGAUAUUGCUGAGACUUUAUUAUAUAUUUGCAAGUUAUUACUUGCAGAACUGCUCUACCCUCUCCAGUAUUUCUGUUGAAGAACAUCUAGUUCUUUCCGAUCAACACGUGUGGCUAUUAAUCUGUUUUAUCUAUCAUUAUUUCUUUUAGCAAAUUCUUAAU
This is a messenger RNA of Struthio camelus australis, 805 nucleotides long. The record is from RefSeq and is a predicted model, not a curated record. Lineage: Eukaryota; Metazoa; Chordata; Aves; Struthioniformes; Struthionidae.